AUGUGGGCUGCAUUGCUGGUGUUGAGACUGCACCGAUCCAAUUGGCACAGAAACGAAAUAGACAAAAUCAACAGUAGACAGCUCAGGUACUGGAAGGGUGGUAGUGAGAUGGCAUUCGGCCUGUUCAGCUUGGGCAAGGAGAAGAUCGGAGACACGGGAGAUGUUUGCAGCCACAAGGGCGACUGUGGCAAAUGGCCAGUUUAUUGCCUCAGCACUGAUUUGCACUGGCUUCCAGCUGAUCAGGCACAACGGGCUAAUGCAGUUGCUGCAGCAUGGAACGGAACAGUGACAGGCCUUUGCAGCAACACUACGCGUAUCAUCGUGUGA
Molecule: messenger RNA, 327 nt
Organism: Durusdinium trenchii
Lineage: Eukaryota; Dinophyceae; Suessiales; Symbiodiniaceae
Source: the annotation of a GenBank genome assembly